AUGGCUCCCGGUGGUCGCAGGAGAAGAUCCAAGAAAGCCCUGGCUCUCCACAUCUCGGUGUUCAACACCAUGUCGUUUCCAUGUGGAAGGGACUGGGCGGAGCUGCCCAAGGACGUGCUCCUGCACAUCCUCCACAAGCUGGAGGACCAGGUGGAGCUCCUGCUGGGCGGCGCGGCGGGAGUGUGCCGCUCAUGGCGCCACGCCGCGCGGGGCGAGCCCGAGCUGUGGCGCCACAUAGAUAUGCGCGGCCAAUCCGUCCCAGGCUCCUCGCCGGCGGUCAGCUUGAAGAAGAUAGCGCAGGCAGCGCUGCGGCUGAGCGCGGGACAGUGCGAGUCCUUCGCGGCAGAGGAUGACGUCAACGACGACCUCCUCCUCUUCAUCGCCGAUCAGGCACCUUUACUUAAGAGCCUUCGUCUGGUCUCAUGCUACCGUGUAUCCAAUGAAGCAUUUGUAGAGGCCAUACAGAAGUUCCCCCUGAUUGAGGAGCUGGAGCUGUCGUCUUGUGUCUGUAUCAAUGACACCGGCUUACUCAAGCUUGUCGCGAAAGCAUGCCCACUGAUAAAGCACUUAAAAUAUUACAAGAUAGAUGAAGCAGGCUAUUCCAGCGACAAUGAAGCCUUGGCAAUUACAGGAAUGCCCAAUCUACGCUCCCUUGAGCUUUACAGCGAGGCUGUUAGGAAUGAAGGUCUGUUGAUCAUCCUUGAGAACUGCCCUGGCCUAGAGUAUCUUAACAUACGCGGUUGCCCUAUCAACAUGGAUGGCAAUCUACGAAAGAAGUGUGCCCGAAUAAAAGUGGGUGACUAUGAGCACUUUCCACGCAACAAGCCAAUUAGAUUAUUUCGUUCUACAAAAACAUCUUCAAGUAGAACAUACAUUAAAAACUCCGGCGAACACGUUAGCGUUCCCCAGUCCCACUACGUCUGCAGGCAUGUCAGUGGCAGUGAUGAUGAGAUUGAAGAUCAAAUGAGGUUUCUUGACAUCAAGAACAUGCGUAGGUACGCGAGCUAA
Molecule: messenger RNA, 1008 nt
Organism: Lolium perenne
Lineage: Eukaryota; Viridiplantae; Streptophyta; Magnoliopsida; Poales; Poaceae
Product: putative F-box/LRR-repeat protein 9
Molecular function (GO): protein binding
Source: RefSeq, a predicted model, not a curated record